Arthroderma uncinatum is the source of this 774-nucleotide messenger RNA. RefSeq lists its product as uncharacterized. Bases 1 to 774 code for a protein of 257 amino acids. Gene Ontology annotation, molecular function: peptidyl-tRNA hydrolase activity. Lineage: Eukaryota; Fungi; Ascomycota; Eurotiomycetes; Onygenales; Arthrodermataceae. The transcript has a single exon. The record is from RefSeq and is a predicted model, not a curated record.
AUGGCUUCUACACAUACAUCCUCGUUCUUCAUCGCCUCGAUCGGCAAUCCAGGCCCAACCUACUACAACACCCUCCACAGUGCCGGUCACAUCCUCCUCCGCUCCUUCGCUGAGCUCAUGAACGCCGGCCCAUUCAGCCCCGAUCCUAGUCUCAGCAACGGCCUAACGGCGGAAACAUACCUCCCCAAGACCCAGAGCCGGCUUACCCUCUGGCAAUCGCCGAGCUAUAUGAAUACGUCGGGCCCGUCGUUGGCGAGGGCGUAUAAAUCAUGGCUUGCACGGGAGAAUAUUGUACCUGAUAUCCCCGUUCCUCCCUUGGGAGUAGGGAAGAAGAAAGCAAAGGGGAUGAAGCCCAUGACACAUAACCGGACGACGAACUUGAUAUUACUGCAUGACGAGUUGGAACGGUCGUAUGGGAAUUUAUUUCUUCGGUAUGGUGGGCCGGAAAUGAGCUCGAAGGGCCAUAAUGGGAUUAAGAGUGCGGUGGAGAGCCUGGUUAAAGCCAAGUUACUCUCUUCCGGUGGUGGUGGACCAUCUUCGAAAACCCCGACGGCGUUAAUGCGGCUGGCCAUUGGGGUUGGAAGACCUGUAUCCCGUGAAAGAGACGCGGUGUCUGAUUAUCUGUUAAAGUCGAUAUCGAAGUCCCAACAUGAUGCUCUAGCCGCUAAAGGGACCGACUUACAGCAGUUAUUAGAAAGAGAGAUAUUGCGGAUUUAUAAGGCGAUGGAGCCCGACGAGCCACCUGCGGUGUUGACGGGUGAAAGCCGGAUAUAA